Molecule: messenger RNA, 1237 nt
Organism: Pimephales promelas (fathead minnow)
Lineage: Eukaryota; Metazoa; Chordata; Actinopteri; Cypriniformes; Leuciscidae
Gene: cisd1
Product: CDGSH iron sulfur domain 1
Biological process (GO): regulation of autophagy
Cellular component (GO): intracellular membrane-bounded organelle; mitochondrial outer membrane
Molecular function (GO): 2 iron, 2 sulfur cluster binding
Source: RefSeq, a predicted model, not a curated record
GUAAAAUACAGCGCUCAGUUCAGCUUAUUGAAGUCACCACUUGGCCUCGAGGACGCUUGAAGAUCUUUAAAUAAUGAGCAAACAACAGUAAUAAUAAAUAAUACAAACAGUAAUAAUUAAACAUGAGCGCGUUAAUCUCCUCCCAUAAAGCUGAGAUCAUCACUGCAGCGUCUGUGACGUUUGGAGCUGCAGCAGUGGGAAUCCUCAUCUACCAAACAUUUUUCAACAAAAGCAAAUGUGUGAAACCUAAAGUGAACCUUGAUCUGCAAAAAGACAACCCCAAAGUGGUGCAUGCGUUUGACAUUGAGGACCUGGGCGACAAAGCCGUGUACUGUCGGUGCUGGAGAUCCAAAAAGUUUCCAUACUGUGAUGGCGCACAUGCGAAACACAAUCAGGAAACGGGAGACAACGUUGGUCCUCUGAUCAUAAAACGCAAGGAGGCCUGAGCUAUUCCACUGUUCAUCAAAGUCCAUUCUCCGCGAUAGAGAUUAUGUGUCUUCGCUUUACGUGUGUGGUCGGGGCUGCUGGGAUUAAAAGAGUGAUUAUAUUAUCCCGUGUUUGUGUGUUUAAUCAUAUAGUGUAUGUUUGACAGGUUCCAGUGAUCUGCUUUCUGGGGUUGUUGUUUAGCAAUACAUAAUAUUUUCAUAUCUAUUUUCUCUUUUUAUCUGCUUAGACUUUAUGGGACGACUGAUGUACAGAUUUCUGGCUUAGCCAAAAUCUCCUAAACAUGUUUAUGUGCUUGAACAAUGGUCACGUUACUGUAGAUGCACUACAGAUUAAAACUUGAAUUAAAACACAUUAGUCUGAGUUUGAACUGAAUCUUUGUUUGUUAUGAAUGUGAUUCAUAUGAAUGUGAAAUGUGUAUGGAAACCAAAUGGCCACCUUCUCAUUUGCUUUUUGUGUGUGUUGCCUGUUAAACUUCACAUGAUGUGACCUUAACUGUUCACUGAUAUUUAAUGUAUUUAAAGAGACACUUCCAUCUAAUCUCUCUAUUUUUGAAUCAGAUGUCGUUGAAUCUGAUAGGUACUGUAUGUCAUUUAACAUCUAAUUUGGUAGGCUAUAUUUGCCUCUGCUUUUGGAAAGGCUAAAUAUAUUUCUAUAGCAGAAGAGAAAAUGUUAUAUGAAGCAAAAUCAUGUUUUGAUGAACGUAUUCUGUGAAAUUGUAUCUCUCUCUCUCUCUCUCUCUCAGAAAUGUACACUUCACAAGUUUGAUGUUUAAUAAACAAUGUCAAACUGA